Messenger RNA from Suillus subaureus, 1395 nucleotides. Its product is annotated as RlpA-like double-psi beta-barrel-protein domain-containing protein-containing protein. Lineage: Eukaryota; Fungi; Basidiomycota; Agaricomycetes; Boletales; Suillaceae. Bases 196 to 990 code for a protein of 264 amino acids. The transcript is spliced from 7 exons. The record is from RefSeq and is a predicted model, not a curated record.
GUAAUAACCGUGUCUCUCCUCCUACCACUUUCUUUCUCCCUUCAAUUACCGUCAGGUAAACGCAUUCCUUGCGCUUUUUCACAAGUUGGACCUUUGCAAGUGUCCUGCCACUCGUUGAUCACGAACGACUCGUCUUCACCCCCGCUCUCUCCACAUCUGCACUCUUUUUCUCCUAUUUAGAUCAUAAUAUUCACCAUGAUCUCCACGUUUGCAACAGUCGUCCUGUCCCUCAUUGCUACGUCUGCAGUAUCUGCGCUCGCCGUUCCUCGCGCGACUGCCCCCCAAGGCUGGGACACCGCAGCUCUUGAGUCCUAUGACACCUAUCAUUGCAGGUAUAUCGCACUCCAGUGCCAAAACCAGCACAACACGCAAUUCUUUUCUGAUUGCUGCCACCCCCUUGCGGCUGGCGAGAGUGCUAGCGCUCUUCCCGCUCAGUGCCAGUUACCCUCUGGCUCCAGCUGCAGCAGUGGUGAACUUGUAUCGACUGCUUCUGCUUCUGCAUCCUUCACGAGCAGCACCACUGUGAACUUUACUCCUGCUCCCACUACGAGCAGUAGCUCAGCCCCCGUGAACGUUGCCCCUCCUCCGACUACAAAGCACACUUCCACGUACACUUCCUCUGCCUCGAACGUAGCAUCGACAACCGCGCCAUCGACUGGUUCUAGCGACGGCAGUCUCAACUAUGGCGGAUUUGCAACCUACUUCUACCAGAACGGCGUCGCAGGUGCAUGUGGAACAGUUCACUCUGAUUCUGACUUCAUCUGCGCUAUCGAUCAGACCCGUUAUGGCAACUCUGGCAAUACUUCCCCUCUUUGUGGCCAACAGGUCCGAAUUACAAACACUGACAACGGCAACACCGUUGUAGUAACCAUUGCUGAUGAUUGCCCGACUUGUGCAAAUGAAAACUCCAUCGACCUCUCGGUUGCUGCCUUUCAAGCUCUCGACAGCCUCUCCGUCGGCGAUAUUCCCAUUACAUGGAGUUUCACCUAAUUGUCCUUUAGCAAGCACUGGUUGCACCUUCCAUCAUCCACUGUUUUCAGUCCUUUCUUUGUCGCAUUGAUGCGUUUGUUUUGACGGGCUAGUCCCGUUGGAGCGCGGUAGCUGACUUGGCGUUCAGGAGACCAAUGACCCUGGUAGCUCUUGGUCUCCACGCCCACGAUCAAAUGCCCAUUCCCUCCACUGGCAACACAUGCUCAUUGUUCUUGUUUAUAUGGCUUUGCAAUCACUCGGAAUCACGCAUAUUCACGAAUUUCAUUUGUUAUCGAGUUUUUAUCAUAUUCAGGGCAUGCAAUAUGUUCCAUACAUUGUUGAUAGCUAGCUACAGUAGUGUUGGAUGUUUGGUCAUGUCAUAUUCACAUAGACAACGCAGCGCGCAAUGACAGAUAUUAAAUCAUU